This is a messenger RNA of Gymnodraco acuticeps, 3342 nucleotides long. It is a transcript of the gene inhbb, whose product is annotated as inhibin subunit beta B. Gene Ontology annotation, biological process: BMP signaling pathway; SMAD protein signal transduction. Gene Ontology annotation, cellular component: extracellular region. Lineage: Eukaryota; Metazoa; Chordata; Actinopteri; Perciformes; Bathydraconidae. The coding region runs from base 658 to 1866 and encodes 402 amino acids. The record is from RefSeq and is a predicted model, not a curated record. Gene Ontology annotation, molecular function: growth factor activity; cytokine activity. The transcript has 2 exons.
UCCCCUGCGUCCAGUUGGUGGAAAUCCCCACGUGGUUUACGACUCCUGUAUAAAAACUUUGGAUGUGCGGAGCCCCCGUUGUCGCGAUCUCAAAGGAGCAGAAGGUCUCAGUGAGCAGCAUCCCGCAGGAAGCACGGAGCUGCACAUACAGCUGCGCACCGGACACGGUACCCAAGCCAGGCGCGUACACAAAAGGCACGGGACUCCGCGAGAUUUGUUGUUCUCUGUGGAGCUGCAGCUGUGCACGUUUGAAUGGGAGAGAGCGGACUGAGCACCUUUGGACACUAAGGUUCUUGUUUCUAUUUAGUCUUAUCUGCUUUGUUUUGGUAGAUUACGCGUCUGACGGGAGCGUGUUAUGACAGAAGCGCGUCAACUAUCCAAACUUGUGUCACUGAGAGGGAUGAAACUUUGCUUGUGUGCAGAGAAAAGCCGCAUUGCUGGAUCCUGAAUGCACAAUGACUGCCUGGAGUUAAUUAGCCCCAAAGUUUCAGCAGCACUCUGGGAAUAUUUCAUUGGCUUCUCUGGAUAUCUCUGUUUUGGAAGUGGAUGUUCUCCCCGGAACUUGAAAAGAAACAAGAACAGCUUUAACUUAAGAGUGUAAUAUUUCCCCCCCUUCUUUUUGUUGUUGUAUUGUAUUCGGACUGUAAACUAGGGAAAAUGAGCAUCUACGGUGUGACUUUGUCCUGUUUGGUGGCGUGCGUUCUGUCCGUGCGCUGCAGCUCGGUGGCCGGGGUGGAGGCUCAGAGCUCUCCCCUGGAAUCGUGCGCGUCCUGCGGCCUCAGGGCUCCGGAUCAGGCGGAGCGGGUAAAUAUAGACUUUUUGGAGGCGGUCAAGAGGCACAUCCUGAACCGGCUGCAGAUGAGAGACAGACCCAACAUCACGCACCCCAUCCCGAAGGCUGCGAUGGUGACGGCUCUGAGGAGGCUGCACGCCGGGAAAGUGCGCGAGGACGGCCGGGUGGAGAUCCCCAGCUUUGACGGACAGGCUGCGUACAACAACGAGGUUCAGACGGAGAACUCGGAGAUCAUCAGCUUCGCAGAAUCAGAUGAUCGCUUAUCUGCCAAGUCCACCCUGUACUUCGUGGUCUCCAACGAGGGGAACCAGAACCUGUACGUGUCCCAGGCCAACCUGUGGCUCUACUUCCGCGUGUUGCCAGCCGGUCCUGAGAAGGGCCUCCGGAGGAAGGUGACGGUCAAGAUCCAUUACCAGGAGGCCGGGACCACCAGCAGUGCAGAGGGAGGCCCCGGGGGAGGAGGGGGAGGGACCGGUCGCUGGGCCCUGGUGGAGAAGCGUGUGGAUCUGAAGCGCAGCGGCUGGCACACCUUCCCCCUCUCGGAGGCAAUACGAGCUGUUUUCGGGAAAGGCAACCGGCGGCAGGACCUGGAGGUCCACUGUGAGGGCUGUGAGACGUCCGGUGUGGUCCCGGUGCUGGUGGACCCCCUGGACCCCUCCCACCGGCCCUUCCUGGUGGUGCGAGCACGACAGGUGGACGGAAAGCAUCGCAUCCGCAAGAGGGGGCUGGAGUGUGACGGCACCGUCGGGGGCCUCUGCUGCCGACAACAGUUUUACAUAGACUUCCGCCUCAUUGGCUGGAAUGACUGGAUCAUUGCACCAGCUGGUUACUACGGCAACUACUGUGAGGGCAGCUGCCCGGCCUACAUGGCGGGCGUGCCGGGCUCGGCUUCAUCCUUCCACACCGCCGUGGUGAACCAGUACCGCAUGAGAGGGAUGAGCCCGGGCUCGGUGAACUCCUGCUGCAUCCCCACCAAGCUCAGUACUAUGUCCAUGCUCUACUUCGACGAUGAGUACAACAUCGUGAAGAGGGACGUGCCCAACAUGAUCGUGGAGGAGUGUGGCUGCGCUUGAGUCCGCUCCCUUCACUGUUGUUGAACUCGGAACAGUCAGAAUGGCCUUUUGUACAAACAGGACGUUAUUGUACGGUACACAUAUACAAUAUAUCUAUACCUACUGUAUGUGCGAGCAACACGCACACUGGCACGUCUCGCAAAUGCAAGCGUCAGCGCAGUCCAGUGUCCACGUGUGCAUGUGUGUGUUUGCAGGUGUUCGUGCGAGUGUGUGUAUUUAUCAGACUGAGUGACAUGCUUGCCGUCCGUGUUUUGUCCGCUCAGCAACGACUGGUCAGUGAUGGGUCGAGAAGGGAACGAUUAUAUCACCAAAUGAUACUUUGCUCUAGUUUGCCAUUUCUAGUCAAAAAUAAUGGCUCAUCAUCUCCUCUUGAAUGAAGAUAACAAGCGCUUAAGGAAAGUGACAGGAUCAGCCAUCGCCGAGGACAUUAUUGGCGUAGCCCCAACACUCCAGACCCCGCUCCUCGGACCCUCUUAAGUAAUUUAAGCACAUGACAAACUUUUGUUUUUUAUAAAGCACUGACAAUUCAUCAGUUUAUACACUUCAGAACACCAGCACUUCCCUACUCUGCCGACAGACACAGUCCGACUGUCCUCUCUGGUGGAAUUAGACGGGCAGCGCUUAAUGCCUUGCAGGAUUAUACCUCCAGAGAAAGGCAGAAGAAAGUCCUCCACAGAGCUGCUGUCCUCCUGCUGACUAUGGGCCUCCACUUCCUGCUUGUCCAGAGAGGUGCAGGCCCUGCUACCAUGACAACCAGGUGAAGGUAGACCUCAUAAGUGCACUUCACUUGAGCACUUGCAGCGACGGAGAGAGAACGGUCCGCUGAGGCUCAGUAGGAUCCCCCCCCCCCCCCACAGUGCAGUGCAGCACUUCCAGAAACUGAAAUGCACACCCUGAUAGCACUUGUAUAAAGAAAUGCCUUCCAAGGGUACUGAGUGUCCUGUCCUAUCGCUUAAUAAGUGCCACAUGAGCUAUGCAAUGUAUAGUAACCUAUCCCCAUACCCAGCCUGCUCUAUUAGACUCAAUCCUCUUCUCUCCUUCUCUCUCGCUUCAAUCCUCGACUCUUUAUCAAUACUUGAAAUGUAAUCUAUCGCUUCCUUUCCUAAGCGAAUGAUUGUUGUGACGUUUGCACUGAAAAGUUGCGGGAUUAGUGACACACAAACUGCCAUUGAAAAGUUAUUUUUAUAGAAGUAAAUUGAAUUUAGUUUCAAAUGUAUUUUACCUAAUUAAAGGAACCAAAGAGGCCAAUAUUUGAGCUAUUGUACUAAGAUGGCAAGGCCAUUGAGUUACUGUGUACAAUACUGUUUAAUCAUUUUGCAAUAGGCUUACCACUGUAUCAGGGUACGAUGUAUGAUUUCAUUUCUUAGCUCUAUUUUCAUUCUCUGUUUUGUACAAUAAGCAACACUUCAUUUUUUCAUCUUUAAUUCUAUUUUUGUUUCAGUUUUCUAUUUAAUAAGACAGUUAUUUUAGUUCCCG